UUCUUCACAAAAUUUGACUUUUCAUGUUAAAGAAUUCAUUUCUUUCCUCUUCAUCUUUUACUGAAGGAGCUAGCUGGGGACAGCCCCAAACCGAAUUAUUACCCGGUGUUUAAAAUUUCCCAAAAUGACAAUUCUCAGUGUUGAUAAUGCAUGGAAUAUGCUUAUUACACAUCUGUUUCUGUUACUAUUUGUGGGAAUUCGCCUAGGUUCGUGUAGCCAUUUCAAAUUGUCACUUAUUAUCAAAUUUAAAUUGUUGGUGCUCUGCAAUUCCUUUUUCCACAAAACCCACGCUUUGCCCAUCGACACCAAUUUCACACUUCCUUCUCCGCUGCCCAAUUGGCCUGCAGGUGGUGAUUUUGCGACGGGAGAGAUCGAUCUGGGAGGCCUGCAAGUCCGACAAGUGACGUCGUUUCACAGAAUUUGGGCGACAGACAAAGGAGGGCCAGACGAUUCAGGUGCAACCUUUUUCGAACCUUCCCCAAUCCCAGAUGGAUUUUCGAUGCUCGGCAGCUACGCUCAGCCCAACAACCGCCCGCUUUCCGGUUGGGUUUUGGUGGCAAAAACCGAUCAAUCGGCGCAAAUUCUGACGCAGCCGACCAACUACUCUCUAAUUUGGUCCAACGAUAACAGCUCCGGCAACCCAGCCUUUUUCUGGCUCCCAAUUCCACCCGACGGUUACAAAUCCCUCGGCCUCGUCGUCACCACCUCGCCGGAAAAGCCGUCCCCGGACAAGAUCCGAUGCGUCCGAUCCGACUUCACGGCCGAUACCGAGAUAGACGACUGGAUUUGGAGCCAAGGCAUAAACGUCUACGGAUUGCGGCCCAGAAUUAGAGGCGCCGGCGCGCAGCCAGUAAGCGUGGGCACAUUCGUCAUCCAAAACGACGCCGUCGCGUUAUCUAGUUUGAUUAACAAGAACCCUAAUUACACAAGCGGCAGGCUUAGCCGAAGCCAAAUGGAAGCUGUGUUUCGAGCUUACGCACCGUAUGUAUACUUCCACCCCGAUGAGAGCUACCUCCCCGCUUCGGUUAACUGCUUUUUCAGCAACGGUGCAUUGCUGUACAAGAAAGGGGAGGAAUCGAACCCGGUCCGGGUCGAGCCGGACGGCGCGAACCUCCCUCGGGGAGGCUCCGGCGACGGCUUGUACUGGCUCGACCUCCCGGCCGAGCGCGGAGCCAGGGAUAGGGUUAGGGUUGGGGAUUUACCGAGUGCGGAGGCUUACGUCCACUUCAAACCGAUCCUCGGCGGGACCUUCACGGAUAUUCAGGUGUGGUUGUUUUACCCUUUCAAUGGCCAUGCAAUCGCAAAAGUUGGGUUGAUUAAGCGGCUGUCGCUGGGGAGAGCCGGCGAGCACGUGGGCGAUUGGGAGCACGUGACGCUGAGGGUGAGCAAUUUCGAUGGGGCUCUUCACAAAGUCUACUUCUCCCAACACAGCGGCGGGAGAUGGGUUGAUUCUCGUCUGCUGCAGUUUCAAAGCGGCAAUAGAUUUGUGUGGUACGCGUCGAGGAAUGGGCAUGCCGGGAAUUAUGAGGAGGGGCUGUAUCUGCAGGGGCCGGGGGAUGGGGUCGGGAUAAGGAAUGAUUGGGCGAGGAGCGAUAAGGUGAUGGAUGCGGGGGCGAGGUUCGCGGUGGUGGCGGCGGAGGGGGUGGCGGAGCCGGCGUGGUUGAGCUACGAGAGAAAAUGGGGGCCGACGGAGAAAUACGAUACGGCGGUGGAAGUGAGGAGGGUGAAGAAGCUGCUGCCGGGGAAGUUGAAGAAGGCGUUGGAGGGUUUGGUGAAGGUGAUAGAUGAGGUUUUUGGGAAGGAUGGGCCGACGGGACCCAAGGUGAAGAAUAAUUGGAGUGGCGAUGAAUGAUGGAGUGGUGUUGUUCAUGAUCUGAAUUUGAUGGAUAACUUAUUCAAAAAUUGCAUAAUUAAUGUUCUCUCUUCUUUAUAUUUGUAAAAUCCAAAAUAUAUCUAUCAUUGUGG
Messenger RNA from Salvia miltiorrhiza (redroot sage), 1965 nucleotides. RefSeq lists its product as hypothetical. The transcript is spliced from 2 exons. NCBI's taxonomy places the organism in Eukaryota, Viridiplantae, Streptophyta, Magnoliopsida, Lamiales, Lamiaceae. Bases 125 to 1852 code for a protein of 575 amino acids. The record is from RefSeq and is a predicted model, not a curated record.